Messenger RNA from Linum tenue, 2023 nucleotides. The record is from the annotation of a GenBank genome assembly. Lineage: Eukaryota; Viridiplantae; Streptophyta; Magnoliopsida; Malpighiales; Linaceae.
UCCGUGUCUUCCAUUUCUCUCUCUGCCCCAAGGUGUUUGGUCUGCCUUAAUUCUAUCUCUCUCCUUUCUUUUCCUCUGCCUUUCUCUCUCCGUCUGUCCGUCUGUCUCUCUCCUUUUCUUUCUGAAGAGUGAUACUUCCCCCCUCCUUUGAAAUAAGAGAGAAGAACAGGUCAUGGGCUGGUUUAUCUGUGGUGGAAAGGCAAACAAAAAUGCCAAGAAACUCCACAGGAAACAGCCUGAUGAUAUCAACGAAGCCAAACAACAGCAGAAGAAGAAGCUUGAUGAUCAGAUCCCGUCUUCUUCAGAUAAAAUAAAGACAAUUAUCACCCAAGAGUUGAAGGAAAUUCCCAGGCCAAAGGAGGGAGGAUCGGAUCACAUUGCCGCACAUACAUUUACAUUCCGUGAGUUGGCUGCAGCAACUAAGAAUUUUAGGGCAGAUUAUCUUCUGGGUGAAGGAGGUUUCGGGCGGGUAUAUAAAGGAAGAUUAGAUAGCACCAAUCAGGUUGUCGCUAUCAAGCAACUUGAUCGAAAUGGCCUGCAAGGAAACAGGGAAUUCUUGGUUGAAGUACUGAUGUUGAGCCUACUUCAUCAUCCUAACCUAGUGAACUUGAUUGGCUAUUGUGCUGAUGGAGACCAGAGACUCUUGGUAUACGAGUACAUGCCAUUAGGAUCUUUGGAAGAUCAUCUACAUGACCUACCACUAGAUAAAAGGCCACUCGAUUGGAACACAAGGAUGAAAAUCGCAGCUGGUGCUGCAAAGGGUUUGGAGUAUCUGCACGACAAGGCUAACCCUCCGGUUAUAUAUCGGGAUCUGAAAUGCUCGAACAUAUUGCUUGAUGAAAGUUUUCACCCAAAGUUGUCUGAUUUUGGUUUGGCGAAAUUGGGCCCCGUUGGUGACAAGACGCAUGUUUCUACAAGAGUGAUGGGCACUUAUGGAUACUGCGCGCCAGAGUAUGCAAUGACAGGUCAGCUUACAUUAAAAUCAGAUGUAUAUAGCUUUGGCGUUGUUCUUCUUGAGAUUAUCACUGGAAGGAAAGCCAUUGACAACUCGAGAGCUGCCGGGGAGCAUAACCUGGUUGCAUGGGCUCGACCGUUGUUUAAGGACCGAAGGAAGUUUGCACAGAUGGCUGACCCGUCACUACAAGGACAUUACCCAGUAAGGGGAUUGUAUCAAGCUCUAGCUGUUGCUGCAAUGUGUGUUCAAGAACAGCCGAAUAUGAGACCUCUCAUUGCCGAUGUUGUUACUGCCCUGACUUACCUUGCCUCCCAGAAGUAUGAUCCGGAGAGCCAGCCAGCCCGUGCUGUUGCAGGAGGGGGACUCUCGACUCCUAGAGCUAGAAGGGAAUGAUGGUAAAAAGCUGUUUCUGUUUGGUAGGAAACGAAAGAGAAUUGGUGAUGGUUUCUUCCAGACCAUCUGGAUCCUCAACCCUCUUGUAUAAGGUUGCUGUGACAACGCAGUCCUCUUUAAACAAGGAGUUGAAGACAUAGAUGAAAGAAGGACAAGAAAAAUACUUCUGGAGAGCAGGGAGUUCAUGUGGGCAAUUGGGGACUUGGUUUUAGGAGCUUUCAGCAAUUUGGAGAAGAAGAAGAGGUUAUUAGCUGCUGCGUUCAAGAAUUUUGGUGUCUACUCAGGGAAACAAAGGUGAGGUGCAAUGAGCAAGAUGAAUGGGAGAUCAAAUUGGGUCUUUUUUACCUUUCCCCCUCUUUUUUAAUCUCUUUGGUUUCCUAUUAUAUAUUAUCUGUUCUUUUCUCUUCUUUUCUCUCUCUCUCUCUCUCUCUUUUUUACAUUCAUCCCUGCUGUAUCUGCCUUGCCUUGGCUAGCCCUGUUUUGACCAAAAUUUUCCAUUGUACAAUUCCUAGCUCUGGGGCUUUUUGUAUCUAUAGUUCAGAUUUAUUUCUUCUUUCUAUACAGAGACAUACAACCUACUGUGGUUACAUGAAAGACUCUUCUCAUUCUCGUCUUCCAUCUUAUCCCCGUAACGAUUUGAUUAUAACGUCAGUUCAAAGUGAAUAAUAACAAUAU